Messenger RNA from Stegodyphus dumicola, 1011 nucleotides. RefSeq names its product DENN domain-containing protein Crag (gene Crag). Gene Ontology annotation, molecular function: protein binding. NCBI's taxonomy places the organism in Eukaryota, Metazoa, Arthropoda, Arachnida, Araneae, Eresidae. Gene Ontology annotation, cellular component: cytoplasmic vesicle. Gene Ontology annotation, biological process: regulation of Rab protein signal transduction. The record is from RefSeq and is a predicted model, not a curated record.
CUUGUUACAGGUAGUGCUCCGGUUUUUUCAUCCCAGGUGUAUGAAAUGUUUGAAAUGCAUAAUUCUGCUCAAAAUGAUAAUUCUGUCAUACAUAAAACUGCUAUUGAAAUAUCAAUGACAACGUGCUCUCGUUGUUUCACUUGCUGCUCUUUACUCUAUGAUGAAGAAAUUAUGGAAGGUUGGAGUGCUGAUGAAUCAAAUUUAAAUACACAGAUACUUUAUAGUUUGUCAUCACAUGUUUACCUAGGAGAUGGCAGCAAUGCCCUGAUUAUUAGGGAGAAUACCUGUAGGCAUUGUAUUGAAGAAUGCGUGAAUUUAUACUCUCUCUUUUGCAAAGCAAAAUUUGUUCCCCUCUUGACCAUAUUUGUUAAAGAUUUUAGAUGGGAUGGAUCUGAUGACAAUUGUAUGAGUCCUGCUCAGUCAUCUGAGAGUGUUUGCUCUGCACCUUCUGGAAAUCAUGAUGGCUCUAUAAGUAACCGUCCAAAGCUUCUAAAUGAGAAAAACACUCACCUUAAUAGGAGCAUAGAUUCAAAUCACAACACUUUUAUUUUGUUUGAGGAGGAAAAUGACGAUCCAAUUGAAGAGCAUACUAGUCAUGGGACUCAAGAAGGCAAUUUAAAAAAUGUUGGUUAUCAGAAAGAGACUUGCUCUCAAAAUUCAGUUUCUAGCCCUUUGGAUGAAAAUGAAAAUCCAUCCACUGCACUUGCAGAUGCUAAAUCCUCUAAGCAGUCCACUUACUCCUCUAGUAGUGAUAUCAGGAGGUUUUCUGUAUCCAUGUCAGAUAUUGAGCCAGUUACAGUGCCUUAUCUAAGUCCAUUAGUUUUAAGAAAAGAAGUUGAGAAUGUUCUGGAACAUGAAGGUGAUAACUGUAUGACAAAGCCAGAAUUUGUAGACCAACAUCCCAUUAUUUAUUGGAAUUUAAUAUGGUAUUUUAAACGCAUUGGUGUUUCAAGUCAUCUUCCUAGUCUUGUUUUAUCUGCUGAUUCUAUCACUAAAGGAAAACAGGUUUAA